AUGGUUCAAGCCCUUCGUCCUAAAAGAAACGAGAGAGCAAAGUGCAAGCUUCCACCGGGCCCUACUCCGUUGCCGAUCAUCGGAAACAUCCUCCAACUCGGCGAACAGCCACACAAGUCCUUGGCCACACUCGCUGCGAUUCAUGGCCCCAUCAUGAGCUUAAAACUCGGCCUAAUGACCACCAUUAUCGUCUCUUCCGCAGAAAUCGCCAAACAAGUCUUGCAAACCCAUGAUCACCUCUUGUCUAACCGUACCAUUCCCCAUGCUAUAACGGGUCAAAACCACCACGAGUUCAGUCUGCCUUUCAUGCCCACCACACCUCGUUGGCGAUUCCUGAGGAAAAUAUGCAACAAUCUCUUAUUCUCCAGUAAGAUUCUCGACACCACUCAGAAACGAAGGAGCUGGAAAGUGCAGGAGUUGCUCACUCGUAUCCAUCAGAGCAGCCUAACUGGUGAAGCAAUAGAGAUAGGAAGAUCUACUUUCAUGACUGUAGUCAAUAUGUUGUCGAACUCCGUUUGUUCUCUGGAUUUGGUUCACGCUGACACAGUGAACGAGUUCAAAGAGUUAGAGUCGGAUGUCAUGAAAGAGGUUGGAAGACCAAACGUGGCAGAUUACUUUCCUAUUCUAAAGAUGGUGGAUCCACUGGGCAUCAAAAGGCGCAUGCAUGUUUACUUCGGGAAGGUGUUGAAGAUAAUUCAUGACCUGGUUGACCAUAGGUUACAGUUGAGACAAGAAACAAGUAAUGUCACUGACAACGACAUGUUGGACGGCCUCCUCCGUAUUUCUGAAGAUGACACCCGCCAACUGAACACAACCAUGAUCGAACGUUUGUUAAUGGAUCUAUUUCUCGCAGGAUCAGAUACAACUACAUCUACAUUAGAAUGGGCAAUGACCGAGUUAAUAAGAAACCCGGAAGCCAUGUCAAAGGCAAAAGCAGAGCUAGAGCUUACAGUAGGCAAAGGAAACCCGGUAGAAGAAAAUGACAUGGAUAGACUCCCAUACUUGCUAGCAGUAUUAAAGGAGACCUUUCGUUUACACCCUGUAGUUCCACUUUUACUCCCUCGGAGAGCAGAGGAAGACGUAGAGCUAUGCGGAUACGUUAUCCCGAAGGGAGCACAAGUUCUGGUGAAUAUUUGGGCUAUUGGGAGGGAUCCGAGCAUAUGGAACGAACCAGAUGUGUUUAACGCAGAGAGGUUUUUGGGGUCAGAAAUUGAUGUUAAAGGUCGACACUUUGAGCUCGCACCAUUUGGUGCUGGGCGACGAAUAUGUCCUGGCUUGCCCUUGGCCAUGAAGAUGCUGGUGCUCAUCUUGGGCUCGCUUAUUAACUCGUUUGACUGGGAGCUUGAAGAUGGCAUGACCCCUGAGGAUAAGGAUAUGGAAGAUAAAUUUGGCAUUGUCAUGGAAAAGGCUAAACCCCUGCGAGCUGUUCCUGUUAGAUUAAGCAAGUAG
Messenger RNA from Prosopis cineraria, 1449 nucleotides. RefSeq names its product geraniol 8-hydroxylase-like. The coding region runs from base 1 to 1449 and encodes 482 amino acids. The transcript has 2 exons. The record is from RefSeq and is a predicted model, not a curated record. Gene Ontology annotation, molecular function: iron ion binding; monooxygenase activity; oxidoreductase activity, acting on paired donors, with incorporation or reduction of molecular oxygen. NCBI's taxonomy places the organism in Eukaryota, Viridiplantae, Streptophyta, Magnoliopsida, Fabales, Fabaceae.